UGUUGUUGUUUUUUUCUUCAAUGAAUAGUAGUAGUAGUGAGGUAUAAAAAUCACUGAAUUCCUAAGGUUUAUUCGCUUUCUACUACACACGUCAAGUACACAUAUUACAAAGAAAAGAGUGAAGAUGUUCACUUACCUUCUAGUCGCUGUAUUUGCACUCGAAUUCGUAACAUCCACCAGACAUUCACAGUUGGAUCAUGACAUCAAAAAUUUGGCUUGUCAAGCUUUGGAGUACACUCAUGAAGAAGGUGUACGAAUUUUGAAACAAGAUAAAUUCAGAGAGAAUAUAGUCAAAUAUGUGUUGUCAGUGACAUGUGGACAUCUUGAAAAGAAGAAUGAAAGACAUAGGUGCAAUAUGUACAUGACUGGGCCAACUAGACGAUUCUUAAAGAAUUUUAUUGAAACAUCAAGACAUAAACAUCUUAAAUCAAUGCUGAACUGGUGUCAAUCUUAUACUGCUAACUUGAAAGAUGAUAAUUCAACUUUCGUAUGCAGUGGAUGCGAAAAUGUUGUGUCAUUUUUGAAAACGAUGACAGAAUCUCAGUCUGGAAAAAAUAUUCUUCAUAUGAUUGUUGAGAGGGUUUGCGCGCUUACAGGAAUGUUUCAAACACAGUGCUCGCUAAUCGGUUCGUAUUUCGUUGACAACUAUAUUCAAAUUUUAUCCGAGUCAACUUCUGAACAAGUUUGUCAGAAAAUACAUUGCUGCUCAUAAGUUGAAAAAAAAUCCGCCUACACGAUACGGAUCAAACUUGAUUUAUUUGUCUAACAUAGAUUAAUUUCAGUUACAUUAAUUCAGUAAAUAUAUUCCGUAAUUUAUGACAAAAAAAGAGUUUUGUUAAAUAAGGCUUUGCG
Messenger RNA from Trichobilharzia szidati, 852 nucleotides. Lineage: Eukaryota; Metazoa; Platyhelminthes; Trematoda; Strigeidida; Schistosomatidae. The record is from the annotation of a GenBank genome assembly.